Molecule: messenger RNA, 105 nt
Organism: Geodia barretti
Lineage: Eukaryota; Metazoa; Porifera; Demospongiae; Tetractinellida; Geodiidae
Source: the annotation of a GenBank genome assembly
AUGGCUCGUACCAAGCAGACCGCCCGCAAGUCCACCGGAGGCAAGGCCCCGAGGAAACAGCUCGCCACCAAGGCCGCUCGCAAGAGCGCUCCCGCCACUGAGUGA